Loa loa (African eye worm) is the source of this 194-nucleotide messenger RNA. RefSeq lists its product as hypothetical. The record is from RefSeq and is a predicted model, not a curated record. The transcript has a single exon. The annotation marks the transcript as partial. NCBI's taxonomy places the organism in Eukaryota, Metazoa, Nematoda, Chromadorea, Rhabditida, Onchocercidae.
AUGGAGAAGUACGAAAUAAGAAAUAUAAGAGAUAUGCCGGGCGGGAAAUUAUUUGAUAGACCGAUCAAUACCCUUUCUCCUUUAGAAAUAACUGAAGGAAAUUCAAAAACUUCAUCAACAACAAAGAACCUGAACAAUCAGAAGAGCCAAUCGCCGCACGAAUCAAAAAAUUCACAAAAGGACGAAUUCAUCAA